Molecule: messenger RNA, 3620 nt
Organism: Bemisia tabaci
Lineage: Eukaryota; Metazoa; Arthropoda; Insecta; Hemiptera; Aleyrodidae
Source: RefSeq, a predicted model, not a curated record
UCAAAAACUGAAUAAAAAAUAAUAAGGGCCACCAUAAGGGGACAGCCCUUUACCUGCUUAAAAUAGUCAUUUUAUCAAUGAAAUUCUGAUUAGGCUUCUUAAUUUUUCAGGUAUUGUCACGAAUGAAAACGAAACCAACCGGGAAGUACAAUCUGAUAAGACUAUUCCUGAUCUCACAAAAAGCCACGAUGAUAUUAAUUCAGAAGCAGAAACAUCUGCUUGUCCAAGCGGAACUUACAAGGGUGAUUUUGACACAGAAAGUUUAGCAAGUUCUUCUACAGCUAAUCGUUUUUCAGCUCUGAAUUUUUUUAUAGAGGAAGAUGCCAUUAGUGAAGCCUCCUCAAAACCGAUCGCUUAUGUCAGUCCUAUGAAGAGACCAAUAGGCUCACAAGAGGAAAAAAGCUCUGAGGAUGAAAACGAUGAUUCUGUCGCAUACAAUCAUGCGGAUGCUAAUGACCAACCUCAACCUAGCACAUUGAAUCAUGAAGAUGAAAACGAGCAACCUGGUGCAUCAAACCUUGAGGAUGAAAACAACCAACCUGCCUCAUCAAAUCAUGAGGAUGAAAAUGACCACAGUGUUGCAUCAAAUAAUGAGGAUCAGUCUGCAACAUCAGAUGCUGACUAUCAACCAUCUGACAGUGCCUCUGAUGACGAUUCCUGUGAUGAAAUCCAUUCUCCAGUCCCCAAUGAAACUAAAAGAAAGAAAGAAAACUCUCAACGAAAGGAGAAAUAUUCAAAAAACUCAGGAAACGUAGAUGCUUCAAGUAUAAAUGACCCACCAGCAGUUGAAACUAUCGUUCCUUCCACAUCAGUUGCGUCGAAAAAGAAGAAAAUAACGAAGAAGCGCACCAAAAAAGUAUCAUCAGAUAUCAUAUUGCCAACGAUUUCGAAGGAGCAAACUAAGAAUAAAAGAGUUUUCGAUAAGAGACAUUGUUGUCUAUUUUGUCAAACUUUUCAUUAUCACAUUGUCCGGCAUUAUGAGCGGUGUCAUAAGUCAGAGCCUGAAGUAAGGGAUUUACUUCUCUUACCAAGGCGAAGUCGGAGAGGUGAAAGUAGAAAUGAUCGAGACCAUAAAUUUACGUUGCUUCUCCGCGAAGGUGACUUUUAUCAUAAUUGUUCUGUAUUGAGCACGAAACAAGGAAACUUAUUGCUGGUAAGGCGUCCCACUGAGAUGGAUUCCAGGCUGUAUACUUAUGCGGAUUACACGCCAUGUCCGUAUUGUCUAGGAUUCAUAUUGAAGAAAAACCUGAGCCAACAUACUUUGAACUGUGUAGGGGUGUCAGCAGAAAUGCAAAAAAGGAAAGCGGAAGGGCAUAUAGAAGAUAUUAUCUCCAAAAGUGAGGCUCUUUUGGGAAAUUGCUCUGCCAUAUCAAUAGAUCAAGAGUUUUACCAAAAUAUUAUGACCCGUAUGAAAGACGACGAAAUAACUGGCAUCGUAAAAAAUGAUACUUUGAUUUUACAACUAGGUGCAUUCCUAUACGCUAAGUUCAACGUAACGCAAAAAGAAUAUAUUAGACAAUCAAUGCGUAUGCUUGCCAGAUUUUUACUUGAAAUUCAAAGCAUCGACGAAAAAAUUACUUCCUUGCCUAUGUGUUUCGACCCUGGAAAUUUUGAUCAUAUUCUGCAAGCUGUGCAACAUUUAUGUAUUGCUGAAAAGCGGAACUUAGAGCGAGUUAAUUUUCAAAAGGCUGCACUAUUAUUGAAGCUGGGGCCAUUAUUAAAAAAAACGAGCACCCUUCACAGAGGUAUGUGUCUCAGGCAACUGAACAGCGAGGACCCGAAGGUAAGAGAAGAAGCAAAGCAAGGUAACAAUAAUGCGAAAAAUUUCAUCGAGUUAAUGGAACUGGAGUGGAAAACUCGACUUUCAUCGACUGCCUUGUCUAAUCUAAAAGAGCGGAAGUACAAUUGCGGUGAGUUGCUCCCACUUACUGAAGAUCUUAUGAAGUUACGAGCUUUUGUUGAUGCUGAAUUGAAUCGUGUACUUAAGGAACUGAAGGAGAGUAUCACUAUCCCACAAAGCAGGUAUUUCAGCGAACUUCUACUGGUCAGUGUUAUUUUGUUUAAUAAAAAGCGAACAGGUGAGGCAGCAAAAAUGAAACCAGCGCACUAUGAGAAGCGGCCCAACUGGCAUGAAAAUUCAGCCGAUGAGUUGAAAGCAGCCAUGUCACCCUUGGAAAGAAAGCUUGGCGAAAAUAUGGCUGUUUUGGACAUACGAGGAAAACAUGAUAGGUCUGUCCCUGUUGUAUUGACGAAAGAAAUGCAGGAAGGAAUUGAAUUCCUUUUAAAACAUCGGACUCAGAUCGGAAUCAACAAAAACAAUCCUUAUAUUUUUGCUAUUGCAGGAUUUGAUGAAGCCCAUUUACGUGGUCAUGAUUGCGUACGUAAAAUCUGCGGUAAAUUACCCCUGGUAAAACCUAGAUUGAUCCAAGGCACAAAAUUAAGGAAAUAUAUUGCCACCGUUACACAAAUCCUCAACCUAUCAACAAAUGAGACAGACUGGCUCGCUCGCCAUUUGGGUCAUGAUAUUGCGGUGCAUCGUGACUUCUACAGACUUCAUGACUCAGCAAUCGAAGCCACCAAAGUAAGCCGAAUCUUAUUGGCAGUUGAUUCUGGUCAGGUGAACAAGUUUGCAGGGAAGAAACUAAAUGAAAUAAAUUUAAAUGAUUUGCCAGACUUGGACAGCGAACAACCUGCAGUGUCCGUAGAUGUCUUCUUAAAUGAUGAUAAUGAGGUAUGCGAGAAUGAACCCGUUGCCAAUGAACCAGAGACUCGCAAUACACUCCUGGCAAAUACUCAACAAAAUGAAGAAUUGGGAAACGUUAAUGAGAAUGGACCACAUGAAAAUGGACCAUAUGAAAAUGUUCCGCCUCCAGAUUGCGAAACCGUGAAGCGUGUGUCCAAGAGAAAAAAAGAUAUUUCAAAAGAGUUACCGCAUUCAGAGAAGGAGAAUCCGAAAAAACCCAAACGGAAGCCUCCGCUUCGGACUAGAAACCAGAAAAUAGAAGAUGACUCCGACAGUUAUGAGCCAAGUUCUGAUGGGGAUUCUGAGAAGGAGUACGAAGAAAUUGCGAAGAAAAGAAGGCCGAAUGUGCAGAAAAAAUUAGUCACAAAGGGCAAGCAAGUUCAUACGCCUUGGUCCACUGAUGAACAGAUGGCUAUCACAACGUUCUUUAAAAAUCAAAUUCGAAAUUUCAAAACCAUUGGACUUAAAGACGCAGAGGAAUGCAUUAAUGCUAAUCAAGCUGCUCUGUCAAGACGGACCGUCCUAAAUGUUAAACAUUGGUAUUUUAACUACCUGAAAAAACUAAAAAAAAUGAUGGGCAAAGAUAAGUAAAAGAGUAAAGAUCUUAUUUGCAUUAUAGUUAUCUAAGUUCAUGAAGAGCACUUUACAUGUAAUAGCUUUUAAUACCCAUUAUCACUGAUUAAAACAAUAAUUGUAGAUUUAUUAUUGACCGAUUAUAAAACUUAAAGUGUGAGACUGAAUUAUGAGGAUUAUAAGACUGAAAUAUAUUUACGGAGACCGAUUAUUUUAUUUUUUUUUCAUCAUAAGUUGACCUUGUACUAUCAGUUUUAUUUUGAACUUGUUUUUAAAUAUAGUACCUUAUUUUAUUCAGCAAAAA